This is a messenger RNA of Haliotis rubra (blacklip abalone), 1362 nucleotides long. RefSeq names its product atrial natriuretic peptide receptor 1-like. The transcript is spliced from 12 exons. The coding region runs from base 22 to 1362 and encodes 446 amino acids. Gene Ontology annotation, molecular function: guanylate cyclase activity; natriuretic peptide receptor activity; ATP binding. Gene Ontology annotation, biological process: protein phosphorylation; cGMP biosynthetic process; intracellular signal transduction. The record is from RefSeq and is a predicted model, not a curated record. Lineage: Eukaryota; Metazoa; Mollusca; Gastropoda; Lepetellida; Haliotidae.
AGCCUAGUGGAUACAACCGCCAUGCUAAUAAGCGAAGGGUUGCAGGAUCUCCUUGGCAACACCCGGCUCCCUCUCGACACACAUUUCAAGUUUUCUCUCAGUAUUGACAUAGCACAAGGGAUGGCCUUCCUUCACAACAGCAGCAUCCACUUCCACGGCCGCCUCAACAGCGCCACCUGCCUCAUCGACAACAGGUUCUCCGUCAAACUCACUGAUGUUGGCGUCCCUUGUAUUUUUGACAACAUCGUUGUUGACAAACAGUCACAAGAGUACAAACUGGAGUGUCUGUGGAAAUCCCCAGAGGAGCUGCGGGACCAUACCAAGACGGGAAGUCAACAUGGAGACGUGUACAGCUUCGGCAUCAUCCUGCAGGAAAUCAUCACACGAGAGGCGCCUUUCUUCGAGGAGACCGACACAAUAGGCGUGGAUGGUGUGCUCCACAAAGUGAAGAGAGGCGGUGUCCCGGCAUUCCGACCCAAGGUGGCCGUGCCCGACAACUUGCGGGACCUGUCCAUACUGAUGGAGACGUGCUGGGAUGAGGAUCCUGGUCGCCGUCCGCAGUUCCACAGCAUCAGGAAGGCACUCAAGACUCUUGCCGCUCGGUUUGGGGCAAGUGGGAGUCUGAUGGACAGUCUCCUCCGUCGGAUGGAGCAGUAUGCCAACAACCUGGAGAAGCUGGUGGAUGAGAAGACCGUCGAGUUGCAGGAGGAGAAGAAGAAGUCCGAGGAACUCCUCUACCAAAUUCUGCCCAGAUCAGUAGCGAACAGUUUACGUCAAGGCUUUAAAGUCGACCCCGAGGACUUCGAGAACGUCACCAUCUACUUCAGUGACAUUUGUGGCUUCACAACCAUCUCCGCCAUGUCAACACCCUUCCAGGUUGUCGACCUUCUCAACGAUCUCUACACUUGUUUUGAUGCCGUGAUCGACAGAUUUGAUGUUUAUAAGGUGGAAACAAUCGGCGAUGCCUACAUGGUGGUUUCCGGGCUUCCGCAAAAGAACGGAAAUCGACACGCCUCUGAGAUUGCCCGGAUGUCACUGGCUUUACUGAAAGAGAUCGACACGUUCAAAAUUCGACACUUACCUAACGAAAGGCUCCUCUUGCGUAUUGGCUUGCAUUCAGGACCUGUUGUCGCUGGAGUUGUCGGACUGAAGAUGCCCCGGUACUGUCUGUUCGGUGAUACAGUAAAUACUGCCUCCCGGAUGGAAUCUCAUGGGGAAGAGCUGAAAAUUCACAUGAGUGGAAGCACAGCGCAGCUCCUGCAGAGGUUCGAGAUCUUCAACCUCAAGUCAAGAGGAUGCGUUGAGAUCAAGGGCAAAGGGUUGAUGGAAACGUACUGGCUUCUCGGAGUGACCAAAGUGUGA